Capsicum annuum is the source of this 5859-nucleotide messenger RNA. RefSeq lists its product as uncharacterized. Gene Ontology annotation, biological process: positive regulation of transcription by RNA polymerase II. NCBI's taxonomy places the organism in Eukaryota, Viridiplantae, Streptophyta, Magnoliopsida, Solanales, Solanaceae. Gene Ontology annotation, molecular function: ATP hydrolysis activity; chromatin binding; ATP binding. The transcript has 7 exons. Bases 340 to 5748 code for a protein of 1802 amino acids. Gene Ontology annotation, cellular component: nucleus. The record is from RefSeq and is a predicted model, not a curated record.
CCUUCUAUAUACCUCCGCCUCCCAGUCUUCGUUUUUCCUUCUCCAAACUCCCAUAAAAUUUCAGCAGAAGGGAAAAAAACCCGCAAAUUCAUCGACAAAUGAAGCAAACAAAACCCUAAUCGGUACAGAGAGAGCCAAACAUCGCUGAUUUUCGCCUUUUUCUGUUGAUUUUCUGUUUUUUUUUUUAAUUAAUUAAUCGAAGAGGUUUAAUUGAAGAAAGUCGUUCGUCAUUGGUGUUUAUUUGGUGAAAAUUCGAUCGAGAUUUUGAUACUUUUGGUGAAAAGUGGAUUUAUAUUGUUAAAUUAAGGUGUAUAUAAAGGGAGGAUAGUGGUUUAUGUCAUGCGAUUGUCGCGUAGCGAGUCGGAUGAGAGGAGAAGGUUGGAUACGGAUACGAAGUUGGUUUAUUCUAGGACCAGGAAGAAACACAAAAGAUUAGAUGAAGUUUGUGAAGAAACGUAUAAUCAGAAUCAUAAUGUUGUUGAAAAAGUCGAAAACAGCGAGUGUAAUGGUGUGGAGGAGGGUGACGCUGAGGUUAGGAGGAGUUCUAGGGUUAGAAAAGCUCCUGUUGUGCUUGAUGCAUCGCCUCCUCCUCCGAGGAAGCGUCAGAAGAUUGAUAGGAGUGAAGGGAGCAGUGUUGGUAGGGUGGUGAAGGUGGAGUCACGUUGUUCGCCCUUUAAGGUUUUGGAAGAGGGGACGAGUGCUUGGGGGGUGAGAUUGAGAGCUAGGAGUAAGAGAACCAGUAAUAGAGUUAGGGGUAGUGUGAAGUCGUCGUCACCAGUGGGUAAGAGGAAGCUUUUUCAGGAUGUUGAUGGGGUGAAGGAAGAAAUGGAGUUGGAGGAAGAUCGUGAAUGUGAAAAAUCAACUAUAGUUAAGUCGAAGAGACCUGGAAGAGUAAAAGCGUCAAAUGUAAUGGUUACCGAGCAGCUAGAAAAUGAUACAGGUGGUUGUCUGGAGGAUGGUAAAAUGAUAAACGAGGAGGAGUUGUUGCAAGUGAGGGAUGAAACAGAUGACGACAUUUUGAUGACGGGAUCUAAGGAGGGAGUUGAGGAUGGCAAUGUGCCGUUGCCAUUAGAUGACAAAAACGAGGCUCAGUUAGCGACUUGUCUAGUGCCAGAAGAAUGCCACACGACUGACCGGGUGAGUGUGCUGGAGCAGGGUUUGGAAAGUAAAAAUGAACCAAGUGUUGGAGUGAAUGACCAAAAGGAAGCUGUGGAAGGUGGUUUACUUGCUAAUGGUGAAAAAGAUGGAGGCACAGAGAAGCAAGCUGAUGAUGGAGUUGCUUAUGCCCAGGAAAAAGAUGAAGGUGCUUCUGGUGAUAAAGCUCGGGAGUUGGAGAAGGUGGUCAAGAAAGAAUGUGCUUUUGAUAGUACUCUGAGAAAGCGGCGAAUACGAGAGGGAAGACGGUGUGGUUUGUGCGGAGGAGGUAACGAUGGUAAACCUCCAAAAAAGCUAGUUUUUGGAGCUGCCAGUGAUGAUGAAGCACACAGUGGAUCCUCUGCUUCUGAUGAACCUAACUAUGACAUGUGGGAUGGAUUUGGUGAUGAACCUGGCUGGGUUGGGCGCCUCUUGGGGCCCAUAAAUGAUCGUCAUGGUAUAGCUGGGAUUUGGGUUCAUCAGCAAUGUGCUGUAUGGAGUCCAGAGGUUUAUUUUGCUGGCUUGGGAUGCUUGAAAAAUGUUAGGGCAGCUCUCUGCAGGGGAAGGGUUUUAAAAUGCAGUCGCUGCGGACGGCCUGGGGCAACAAUUGGUUGCCGUGUUGAUAGAUGUCCAAAAACUUAUCACCUGCCUUGUGCACGGGCCAAUGGCUGCAUCUUUGACCAUCGCAAAUUUCUCAUUGCCUGUACAGAGCACCGACAUCUCUUCCAACCAUAUGGAAGUAAUUAUUUGCAGCGUAUAAAGAAAUUGAAAGCUAGAAAAAUGAAGUUUGAGCUGAGAAAGUUGUCAAAUGAUGCGUUGCGCAAGGAUGUUGAUGCAGAGGAAAAAUGGUUAGAGAACUGUGGAGAGGAUGAAGAGUUUUUGAAACGUGAAAGCAAGAGACUUCAUCGAGAUCUUUUGAGAAUUGCGCCUGUAUAUAUUGGAGGCUCAAAUUCCGAUGCUGGUAUACAGUUUCAGGGCUGGGACUCUGUUGCCGGGCUCCAAGAUGUCAUCCAAUGUAUGAAAGAGGUUGUCAUCUUACCACUUCUGUAUCCUGAGCUCUUCAGUUCUCUGGGACUUACACCUCCUAGAGGAGUUCUUUUGCAUGGAUAUCCCGGGACAGGUAAAACUUUGGUAGUACGGGCACUAAUUGGUUCAUGUGCACGUGGCGAUAAACGAAUAGCAUAUUUUGCCCGUAAAGGGGCAGAUUGUUUGGGAAAGUAUGUAGGGGACGCUGAGCGUCAGCUAAGACUUCUAUUUCAGGUAGCUGAGAAAUCUCAACCUUCUGUCAUUUUCUUCGAUGAAAUAGAUGGUUUGGCACCUUGUCGUGGUAGGCAACAAGAUCAGACUCAUAGUUCAGUUGUGUCCACUUUGCUUGCUCUAAUGGAUGGUUUAAAAUCUAGAGGUUCAGUUGUUGUAAUAGGUGCCACAAAUCGUCCUGAUGCUGUUGAUCCAGCAUUAAGACGUCCUGGUAGGUUUGAUCGUGAGAUUUAUUUUCCACUUCCAUCUGCGAAGGACAGAGAAUCUAUUCUCUCAUUGCAUACAAAGAAAUGGCCUAAGCCAGUGUCUGGACCAGUACUCAAGUGGAUAGCUAGAAAGACGGUGGGCUUUGCUGGAGCUGAUUUGCAGGCUCUGUGUACUCAGGCAGCCAUAAUCGCUUUAAAAAGGGGCUUUCCCUUGCAUAAGCGACUCUCUGCAGUUGUGAAGGUGCCUAAUGCUGCAUGCCCCCCUCUUCCUAAUUUUAAGGUGGAGGAGAGGGAUUGGGUAGAGGCGCUUACAUGUGCACCACCCCCAUGUUCACGUAGAGAAGCUGGAAUGGCUGCAAACGACGUGGUUUCGGCACCUCUACACACCUUUCUUGCUCCAUGUCUGCUGCAACCCCUUAGUAGAUUGCUUGUGUCCCUUUAUCUGGAUGAACGCCUCUGGUUGCCGCCCCUACUCUUCAAAGCUGCUGAAUUUGUAAAAGGUGUUAUUCUUUCUGCAAUUGUUGAGAAGAAAUUACCAAGCAAUAAUUGGCAGUCCUAUGUUAAUGAUUUGCUUCAAGAACCAAAUGUUAUCAGUCAGAUUGAGAAUCACUUUAUCCGUGCCAACAUUUUGGUUGGAGAUGCUAAUAUUGGUGGUUUUGAUGCUGUUGAUAAUGACAUUGCUCAUGAUCUCUCUAAUUCUCAACCAUCAAAAUUGCAGUGGGCAGGGGCUCGGCCUAAAUUGUUGAAGGAGAUCUUUCAUAUGCCAGGAAAGAUAUCAGGAUUUAGAAUACUAAUUUCUGGAAAUCCAAGAUCCGGCCAGAGGCAUCUUGCUUCCUCUCUUCUUCAUUGUUUUGUUGGUAAUGUUGAUGUGCAGAAGCUGGAUUUGGCUACUGUUUCUCAAGAAGGACGUGGAGAUGUCAUUCAGGGGUUGACACAGAUACUGAUGAGAUGUGCAAGUGUGGGGAAGUGCAUGAUGUUUAUGCCAAGAGUUGACUUAUGGGCCAUGGAGGCAUCUGAUCAAGAGGAUGGUUGUACUUUGGAAAACCCUGAAUCGUUAGGCAAGGAUGAGGAAAGCAACUUUAACCACAGUGCUGACCAGGCUGGAGAUGCUCCCAAAAGAGCCUCAUAUCUGUGGAGCUCCUUUGUUGAGCAAGUGGAAACUAUAUGCGUGACCACAUCUGUGAUGCUUCUGGCUACAUCUGAUGUACCAUUGGAAGCACUCCCUGUUAGAGUGAGGCAGUUCUUUAAAAGUCGGUCAUUGAACGGAAGUAUCCCAUUUCCCUUGGAGGGUUCCGUUUCCCAAUUUACUGAGCAGCUUGAUAGAAAUUUUGAUCAAGAAUGUCUAAUUGAUUCCUCAGCUGCAAAGUUGUCUAAAGAUUUAGCUCAGCACUUCAUUCAGCUGAUUCAUCGUACAAACCAUGUCCACUUGCACACAUGCAAUGAUGAAGCUAGUGAUAAAUCUGAGGGCGAUGUUGCCACAGAAUAUCAGAGGUCAGAUCUUAGAUCAACCAUUGAUCAUGUGAAUAAACAAUGCUCGCUUCCUACUUCUGCGCUAGUUAGCAGUAGAAACAUAAAAGGGAAAUCAAGUUUGAUGUUAGCAAUUACCACAUUUGGCUAUCAAAUUCUGCGAUAUCCUCAUUUUGCUGAACUUUGCUGGUUUACAUCCAAGUUAAGAGAAGGUCCUUGUGCUGACAUAAAUGGACCUUGGAAGGGCUGGCCAUUCAAUUCUUGUGUUAUUUGUCCGAUAAACUCAAUGCGAAAUAUUACCCUUUCAUCCAACAAUAAUAAAGCCAAAGAGAAAUACUGUAUGGUGCGAGGUCUGAUAGCUAUUGGAUUGUUGGCAUACAGAGGCAAAUACUCCUCCAUCAGAGAAAUUUCUUCAGAGGUUCGAAAAGUUCUUGAGCUUCUGGUUGAACAGAUCAAUGAUAAAAUUCAGAAUGGGAGGGAUAGGUAUCAAUUUGUUCGUCUUUUAUCCCAAGUUGCUUAUCUCGAUGACAUGGUUAAUAGCUGGGUUUAUACAUUGCAGAGUUCAGGGGGGGACUCUCAACUUGCAGAGGCUUACCCAAAAAUUGGUGGUGGUGGACUUCCAGAGACCAUUAAUGCUCCUGAGAAUACACCUCUAAGGGAGGGAGGUUGCGAGCUAGAAGUAUCCCUUGACAAACCGGAGACACUGGAAACACGUCAGCCAGAGUUAACUGCUGAAAAUUGUGGGCAUGUUAAUCCAGAAGCAAAUGGUGUUUCUAGUUUUCCAGAUAUUGGAGCUGCAGAAAAUGAGCCUCCCCACUUGGCGGCUGUAAACCAUUCUGCCCCUCCUUGGCAAGUUACCCGUUCUAUGCAUAGUGUUCUUAAUCAUAAUUCAUGCAUGCCAAAUGAUGCUGACAAACAUUUAGAAAGUAUUGGAGAUCGUGUAUCUAAGAUACAUUCUAAUGGGCUCAUGGAGUUAAAUAUCGAUGAUGUUCAAGAGGAUGGUAGUAAUUAUUCCAAGGACAGGUGUGGCAUUGAGCAUUCUAAUUAUAGUAUGAGUUCCAACACAAAUGGCAGAUUGUGCACUCUAAACAACCUUCAAAUUGGAGAUAGCAACCGAAAGUCUGUUGGCAAUAGCAUAGGUCUUGAAUGUUCAAAUAUACCUUCCGAUCUUUCUACUGAUUCUAGCAUAGUGUGUUUAUAUCGGUGUUGUCCUCUGUGCCUGCUGAACCUUCAGCGCACCUUGAAAAAAAUGCUCUCCCGCGAGUGGGGAUUUCAAAAGGUCGAGUUUACAAUAGAGGAUGCUUAUGACUUUCUGGCCUCAUUUGCUGCAAACCUUCAUUCAGCUUUGAGGACAUUGUUGCUGGGUGAAGAUUCAACUUCGUUUGAUGAGAAGCUAAUACAAGAAAGGUACAGUGAAUACUUUGGAUGCAAAACUAAUUUGUGUGAAUGUAGAAACUUAGAGAACAGGUUUAUCAAGCUGAGAGAGUGCAACUGCCAUUUGAAAAGCAGGGUCCGAACUGAGAAGCGCAAGUCUUCUGAGAAUUUGACUCUGGAGUUUAUAUUUAGAGAUGGUGUACUGACCAAUUUAGAAGAGAAGGAUGUUUCUACUCAUUGUAAAUUUGAAACUUUAUGCCUUUGUUCUCUUGUAGACUGGAUGGUAAUGAGAAAGAAGCCACUUGAUUGAUUGGCGUAUGCCGGAAUUUUUUUAUUUGUCUCCGGAGUAAUAGAGUGGAAGUUGAACUACGAGGUGUAAAGAUCAAAAUUUUGGUUUUCUAUUUUAGUUUGAUUUCUUGUA